Pomacea canaliculata is the source of this 2239-nucleotide messenger RNA. Its product is annotated as dynein light chain 4, axonemal-like. NCBI's taxonomy places the organism in Eukaryota, Metazoa, Mollusca, Gastropoda, Architaenioglossa, Ampullariidae. Gene Ontology annotation, biological process: microtubule-based process. Bases 223 to 540 code for a protein of 105 amino acids. The transcript is spliced from 3 exons. Gene Ontology annotation, molecular function: dynein intermediate chain binding; dynein light intermediate chain binding. Gene Ontology annotation, cellular component: dynein complex. The record is from RefSeq and is a predicted model, not a curated record.
AUUUAAAUAUGAGUGUUGAAAGUUCGUGCCGAAACUGAAAACCACACUUCACAGAGACGAUUGAAGUAUUCGCUGAGAACUCGUGAACGAGAAAACGAAACACCGGAACUAGAAAUUUGAACAUAAUUUGAGCAUGCGCAUGAGCACAUAGUAACCAUUUUUUGAUUUGAGGUUAGGUGACAUUGUUUAUCAGAAACUUAAAGACAUUUUGCCAUUAAAAAUAUGGAAGGGCAAGAGGAGAAGAAAGACGCCCCAGAAGCAAAAAGGGUGCACACUUAUCCAUUAAUACGGCACUCUGAUAUGAAUGAUGAAAUGAGAACUGAGGCCAUGGAGUUGUGUGUCACAGCAUGUGAAAAAUUUGUCAACAACAAUGAGAAUGCUGCCAAAAUGAUAAAGGACACAAUGGACAAGAAAUUUGGAGCUUCCUGGCAUGUAGUAGUAGGAGAGGGCUAUGGUUUUGAGAUCACACAUGAGGUCAAGAAUCUUCUGUACAUGUUCUUUGGUGGCAACAUGGCUAUUUGCUUGUGGAAGUGCUCAUGAUAGUUUCAACUGUGCACUCAGCAAUGCUUUGAAGUGCUAGUGCAGCUCACUGAGAUCUUUUUAUACAGACAUAUCUAGAAUUGAGUUAAAAGAGUUCUGAUUUGAAAAACAAAAAGGACUUGAAAAAUCUUUAAGUUAAAAUGUGAUAUAUUUAGUUCACUGACACUCACUUACCCCUCCCUCCUGCCUGUGUGUUUGUGUGAAUACAUGGAUUUCUAUGCUACUUUACAUAGUAGUGGAAGUGGAAUUGGAACGUAUUUGGGUGUCUAUUCUUCUGUACAUGGUUGUGGAAGUGGUAAACUGGGAAUGGAGAGGUGAUGUUAAGCUGGUAAUAGUUCUUUCUCUGAAAGUAGACAUCAUGGUUACCAUUUCUCAAAUUACAACCUGGUUGAAUUUGCAACAAACCUAUUCUUUUUAGAAACAAUAGAAACAUCUCUAAUUUUUUAAGAAUAGCAACAUUUUUAAAAUACUUUUUCCUGCUUUUGAAGUAUCCCAUUUAAGUCACAGUGAUCUAAGCAAAUCUCUAUGAUUGCCUAUAUAGAUAACAUGAGACUUUAAAAUAAGGCUGUUACUGUUUAAACCUACAGUAUAUAUAUAAAUGAAAAAAAUAUUCUCUUGACAUGAAAUACUCUUGACAAAAUACCUUCAAAUAUUUAAUGACAUUUUUGUAAUGUGUUAAUUUUUAACUGCCUUUUACAUUCCACAUUUUACACUUUUUUGGAGUAAAAAAAGUAUGUUAUGAAAAGGAUUAUAAGAGCGAUUGUUUUUGUUAAAUGCCGAAAAUAAUAGUUAAAAAUACACACACAUGCAUUCACGCACUCUCUCUCUUUCUCUCUUUUACUGUUUUGUUUAGGACUUGUGGAGACCAUGAAUUUGAUCUUCUAAAGUACUUGGUGUUGAGGUUUAUAUUCUGAUCCUUGCAGGCUGGCUUCAUGGUUUGCAAAUGCUGAUGUUUAGUAUUAAUUCUUUAUUUAUUAAUUGGACUAGUAAUAUAAACUGCAUAUCUUCAACUCAGAUACAAAGAACUGCAUAGUUUAUUAAGAAUCUUUGACUCCAUUAAAGUCUUUGACAAUGUUUAGAUCAGAUCUAUUUCAAGUCGACAGCAGCCUUUGCUAUAACUACAUCCAGGGUGGCCUUAAAAAUGUUUUUCUUGUUACUCUUAUUUUUAAGCACACUAAAUUCCACCAAGUAUACUAAAAAUAUUUGUUUAAAUUGUUACCACCUGUUUGUAUAAAAUCGUCGUGUAGUUUCAGCAAAGGUUAUUUGUAAAGCUUAAUAAUAGGUAGCAUUACAUUCAAGCUGACUGUUCAGUAAGCAAACUCACAGGGAGAAGCAUCACUGUGGAUUCCUUGUUGCUACUGACAGUCUAACUUUAUCACUUGGGCUAUGCACUUGUACAAAGACAACAGUUUAUUUUUUAUUUAACAUGGAUCAUUCCUGUAAAUAUUGAGACCAGAAUGAUUAUAUUCAUUCCACUUACAUUAGUUUCAGAUACAUGUAAAUCUAAUAAAAUAUAAUUUUAAUUAGUUUCUUGACUUGUACUGCUUUGGGCUGAGUGAAUGUAUAAGAAGGUUUGCUUACUGUAGAUAUCUUUGUGUAAAUACUGAAAUAAUAAUUGUUUAUUGGAAACAUAUCUCAACUGCACUAGAAACUGCAUGUUAUGUUGUGCAUUUGGCAUGAAGUAAAUGAGUUCUCCUGU